AUGACGGCUCUUCUUUCCACGCCAAUUUCCACCCAGCUUUACCUCACCCAACCCCACCCCACCCUACCUCACUCCACUCCAACCCAUUCCAUCCCACCCCAUCAGCCGGACGUGGUGGUGAACUGUGCAGCCGUGUCCGUGCCAAGGCAGUGCGAAAGCGAUCCUGCCCUGGCCAUGCGUCCCCUCUGCUUCUCCGCUUCUCCUUCCCUCUCCAUGCUACACUUUCCUCUCCCCCCCUCCCUUUCCCAUCAGCCGGACGUGGUGGUGAACUGUGCAGCCGUGUCCGUGCCAAGGCAGUGCGAGAGCGACCCUGACCUGGCCAUGCGCAUCAACGUGCCCUCCGCGCUCAUUGCCGCUCUCUCAGACGCCGCUGGGAAGCCAGCAGGGAGCAGUGCAACGGGCGAUGGGCAUGGCGAUGGAAUUGGCGUUGGGAGUGGGAGUAAGGAGGGGUUGGAGGGGUUGGAGAGGGAUAAGGAGCAGCUGCGCCUGCCGCUGCUAAUUCACCUCUCCACGGACCAAGUCUACGAGGGCGCUAAGUCGUUCUACAAGGAGGACGACCCGUUGCUGCCAGUGAACACGUACGGCAGGAGCAAGGUGGCAGGGGAGCAGGCCGUGCGCCACCAGUGGCAGGGCAGCCACGCCAUUCUGCGCAGCAGCAUCAUCGUGGGCCCGCCUCCUCCUGUGCCCCUGAAGAAGACCCUGCCGCUGCAGUGGAUGGAUGGAGCACUGCGCGCUGCAUUGGCGUCGGGCCAACCGGAGUCCUUCUUUGACGACGAGUACCGCUGCCCCAUCUACGUACACGACUACUCCCGUAUCGUCCGGGCACUCAUGCAUCGACACGCCCAAGGCCAGCGCGUGGCCCUGACAUUGAACGUGGGAGGGCCAGACCGUUUGUCCAGAGCAGACAUGGCCGCAGUGGUGGCCCGAGUCAGGGGGUACCUCGUCCCUGCCUCCACCCCCACUGCUGCUGAUGGUGGUGCUGUUGAUGAUUCCGCUGCUGCUGCUGCUGCUGACUGUGCUGGUACAGCUACCAGUGGUGAUGGUGGUGGUGGUGUGAGGAGGUCUGCGAGCAGUGAGAGCGAUCUCAUCAUCAGAGUGCCUGCUGCAUCCAUGGCGAAUCGUGGAGUGGCGAGUCCACCUGACAUCUCAAUGAACACGCAGCUCAUUCAGCGAGAGCUCUCGCUCUCCCUCACUCCCUUUGAACAAGCUGUGCAGCUCACUUUCGCUGCUGCACAGUGA
Closterium sp. Yama58-4 is the source of this 1239-nucleotide messenger RNA. Lineage: Eukaryota; Viridiplantae; Streptophyta; Zygnematophyceae; Desmidiales; Closteriaceae. The record is from the annotation of a GenBank genome assembly.